CACUUGUUCUGAUCAGCUGGAACAAUAACAACAAUAACACAAUCGGUUUGGCGCUCAGAUGACAACUUUUAUGGAUGUACUUCAGUCAAGGUGAUCAACAAGAUGAUCCAUAUCAUUUGUUUAUAGGAUAUGUAGAUUUUUUUUUGUGGGGGAAUUAUUUGCCAUUAUUUCGGUUUUGUCGGAUUGGUUCCUCGGUAUGCUGACCAAACGAGAUGGUGAAGAACUGAGUUGGCUGGUAACGUUACUGCAGCAAGCUAGCUAGCAUUCUAAGGUGCCCUAAUUGUCAUUUGAAAGGAUGCGUAAUAAAUCCAGUUAUUCGUCCAAGGUAGCUAAACUAAAAGUUCAGGUUAGUGCAAUAUUGCGUUAGGAAGAAUACAAACUAUUUAGGUUCCUGAUUUGUUUGUAGCUAAUAUGUUGCUGGUACAUUUAGUCUGAAACUGAAUUGGCUUGUGUCUUCUGUCCCAUCCUAACCCCGAAGCGAACACAACCACUUUUCUUGGCUAACAAUACCAGCUAGGUAGCUAACUAGAGUAGCUAAGUUUUCAAGGAACUCUGCUUGCUAGCAACACAGUAAGCAAAUGAUGAGUUGUGUUUACAAACUGUACCAAAUGAACGUGAUUUUGAUGUCAACCAACGUUAGGUAGCGAAUUAGCAAUUAACAAAGGGAAAGUAGUUGAUAGAUGUGGCCAGGCCUCACCGCACUCUCAUUGUAAAGAUGAAAACAAGAGAUUGCAUAGAAAAGCUAGCAGUGAGUUAGCACGCUAGCUAACAUUGAUGCAUGUUUAUUUCACUUUUGUAAACUAUAGAUAAAUUAUUCAAUAUAACGUUUUAUCUUGUAUAGCUACGGACUGUAACUACAGUUUGUAGCUGUCAAAGCGCAACAACUGUCUCUAAGGUUAUUUUAUAGCUGGCUAAUUGUGAGGAAGCAUUACCAUGCAUUUUUGAUUUUGUGAGUUUUAGUUGUUGAAGCUUGACUGUCAGUAAGCUAAUGCUAAUAGUAGACAUGCUUAACAUCAGUAUUUGUAAACCAACUCUUCUAAUACGUUUGCACUAUUAUUCUCCCAAAUUAGAGAUGAGUUGUGUCAGAAGGUGCUGAAAGUAGCAUAUCAAGCCUUUAGACUUGAAUUCUGCCACAAAAGACAAUUUAGGGGACUAGAGCACUCCGGCUGUGUGUGCCAUGUCAGAGGCACUAGUAUCAGGUCAGACGUCGGAGGAUCUUUUGGCAGACUUUGAGUCUCUUUUGAAUGCUGGGAGUAUUGACCUAUCAGAGAACCACCAGAUAGUCAUAAUUUCUACCCCCAGCAAUGUGGGCUUAAACUCAGCUGUACCCAGCAACACUGGAGAGAUCCUCCUGUUCGCUACCCCCCAAGGCCCUGCGGAUGUGGUCCAGGACCAGCGACGGCCAACUCUGGGACGACCUCCGGUGAAGAGGAAGCUGGACUUGGACAGUGAUCACCAGUAUGUCAGCACCUCUCGCCCACCUUCUCUUGGGAGGGCCCCAACGUCCACACCAGCACCACCCAGAGUUCCAAAGCCUUCGUCAGAGAAGUCUCGCUAUGACACGUCUUUGAACCUGACCACCAAGCGCUUCUUAGACCUGCUAGCCCAGUCUCCUGACGGGGUGGUGGACCUCAACUGGGCCUCACAGGUCCUGGAAGUGCAGAAGAGACGCAUCUAUGACAUCACCAAUGUCUUGGAGGGUAUCCAGCUCAUCUCCAAGAAAUCAAAGAACAACAUACAAUGGCUGGGGAACCGCAUUGAUGGAGCAUCUGUUUCCCGUUACCAGGACCUACAGAAAGAGGUCUCUGAUUUGGCACAGGCUGAGGAGAAACUGGAUGAGCUUAUUACCAAGUGUAACCUCCAGCUCAGACUCCUCACUGAGGAUACCCAGAACAAGAAGCUGGGUUAUUUGAUGUGCCAGGAUCUACGGAAGUCUUUUGACUCUCCUGACCAGCUGGUGAUGGUCAUCAGAGCCCCUCCAGAGACCCAGAUGCAAGUGUCAGAGCCCAGUGAGGGCUAUCAGGUCUCCCUGAAGAGCACCCUGGGUCCCAUUGAUGUCUUCCUGUGUCCAGAGGACAUUUCUGGUGUCUGCAGCCCAGUGACAGGCAUCAGCCCUUCUAAAACCACAUACCAGAUAAUGCCCCAGCCUGCAGAACAACCACAGUGCAGUUCCACACAGGAAAUGACAUCGUCAACAGCUGCGUCCCAACAGAACUCCUCUCCACUGCCAUUGUUUCGUGAAGGGGGAGCAGUCCUGGAAUGUUACCCGUUCACUAACUUGGGAGUGCUGCCAGAAUUUGACCUUUCACCCUUGUCAUCCUCUGACUUCCUCAGUGGGGAGGGCCUUGGUAACCCACUGGAUGGGUUCAUCAACCUGUCCCCUCCACAAACCCACAGCUACCACUUUGGCCUAGAGGAGCAUGAGGGCAUCACUGAACUGUUUGACUCUGACUUUGGAGACUUCACCCCACUAGAGUUGGGGUGGAGAGAAACACCCACAAAACAAGAAUGAGGAUGUAUCUCUAUGGAAACACCCAAUACACACCCUUUUCCCCUCAGAAAAGUAUUCCCACGUGGCUAAAAUACAGAAUUGUACAGCACAGACAGUAAUGGCACUUAAGUCGUCUAGCAAGAGGUUAGCUUUAGAUGGCUAUUUAAUUUAUUUCUAUACAGAUAAUGUUUUUGUACCAAGAAUGUUUUUUUUCUUCUUCCCCUAAGUGGCUUGAGAAGGUGUACUUGUGGGCUAUGGACUUAUCAGCUUGGAAGCUAAUACUGAAUUUGUUAGGUAGGCAUUUUUGCCAUAGUCUCAGGUGUAAGGAAGAGUCAGACUUUUCCGCUAAGAGUUGGGUUUCAGAUGCAUUUUAAGAAGUCUUACAGUAUGUUGGCCAAUGGUAAUGGCAGGAUAUAGCCUAUGUAGGUUAAGAGACCUUUUAUAGAUGAAGUUUGGGAUGGGGGUUGGGAUGUCAUGCCUUAAAGCAGUGGUUCUCAUUCCUGGUCCUGGGAACCCAAGGGGUGCACAUUUUAGUUUUUGCCCUCGCACUACACAUCUGAUUCAAAUCAUCAAAUCCUGGUCCCCAGGACCAGGACUGAGAACCAGUACCUUAAAGGAAAGAUUCACCCAUUUUGAAUGUUAUAUUGUUUUUGUGCAUCUCUGAGCGAUGUUCUAUCGAUUCCUGGGGUCCUUUCAUGUUUUCAUGUCUAUCUAAGCUAUUGUCUUUUCAAUCUUGAGAUGCACAAAAACACUUACAUUCAAAAUGGGCAAACAUUUCCUUUAACAUUGAUUAGAUCUGUUUGGUAAUAUAAUUACCAAUAAGAAAAUAUUAUCUCUUUUAAAACCUGUCCAUAUUGGUCUACAGUUUGAAUAUAUUGUUUUACCAGGCUUUACAUUUGGUUGAUUGUCAGUCAUACAUUAUAUCACAGUUUGUCAUUAUCAUGAACCUUAUCACAGCUCCUUUUCUGCAGGUCUUAUGCAGUGCCUUACAACAACAACAUAAAAGUGUUGGAUGGAUGCAAUUCAGGUGUUAUUCUGUGUCUAUAAUUGAGGUUUUUGAAUGAAAGUGUUAGAUUUGAAUUUCCUAACAGUAAAUUGUGAAUUACUACUAUUUGGGGCUGUCAGGCUACUUACUUUACUUGAGAAUUCAGCCACUGUGUUAAAAGUGCUUAAGGGAAUUUAACUCUGCAGUCAAUUUCACAUUGUUCAGCACUUAGUUUUGUAACAACAUUACAAAAUGAGCUUUUUUUCCCACAAAUUCAGUGGUGAAAAUAAUUACUUGUACCAAUCCGAGUGGUUUAUCAAGCAUGUCUUUUGUAUCAAAUUUGUUUUUUGAAGAAUAAAAACAUUGCUAUAUGG
Molecule: messenger RNA, 3850 nt
Organism: Oncorhynchus masou masou (cherry salmon)
Lineage: Eukaryota; Metazoa; Chordata; Actinopteri; Salmoniformes; Salmonidae
Product: transcription factor E2F1-like
Exons: 7
Coding region: 1178-2512 (444 amino acids)
Biological process (GO): regulation of transcription by RNA polymerase II; G1/S transition of mitotic cell cycle
Cellular component (GO): Rb-E2F complex
Molecular function (GO): RNA polymerase II cis-regulatory region sequence-specific DNA binding; DNA-binding transcription factor activity, RNA polymerase II-specific; protein dimerization activity
Source: RefSeq, a predicted model, not a curated record